CCUCACUUAUCAUUCGAAUACUGUAAUUUUUAAUCAGUGCAAUAUCAAUGUAAUCUUGUAUCAGUUAAUAACGCAUUGUUGCACAUACAGAGACGACCAUGGCGAAACCGGGCGAGAAGGCGAUACUGUACGCGUUCUGGGCAUCCUCGUGCUCGUGGCGCGUCCGCGCGGCGCUGGUGGCCAAGCGGCUGGCCUUCGAGGAGCGGCCCAUCGACAUCGUGAAGAAGAAACACCACAAGACUGAGAGCUACCGCGCCAUCUGCCCGUCACAGAAGGUGCCGGCCCUUGUCAUUGAUGGUGAGACGCUAGUAGAAUCCAUGGCCAUUCUUCAGUACUUGGAGGAGACCCGGCCGCAGCCGAGCCUGUCACCUGCUACUCCACUGCUCAGAGCCCGGAUGAGGGAGAUUGUCGAGACAAUAGUUGCCGGCAUUCAGCCGCUGCAAAACGUCGGUCUGCGCGGUUCGUUCGAGCAUGAGGAGGAAUACACGAAGUUUGUCCGAUCCUGGACUGUGCGCGGGCUGGAAACGCUGGAAGACCUGCUGUCGAGAACUGCGCGGGACCGCAUGUACUGCGUCGGUGAUCAGCUCUCUUACGCCGAUCUUUGUCUCGUGCCGCAAGUCUUCAACGCCGUCUCUAGGCACAAAAUAAACAUCAACACAUUUCCGACGGUCUCGAAGCUGUACGAAGCUCUUCUCAAAGACAACGUCUUUGCGGCCACGCACCCCGAAAAAGUAAAGGGCGGAACCCAGUAAAACCGAUGCACUCUUUGCAUUUACAUAAUUAUGUACAUGACGAAAUUCUUAUGUAUAAAAAAGUUAAAUUUGGUAAGGUCAAUACGGGUAAGUGUGCCAUAAGGAGAAGUGUGUUUGGCCCGCACAUUUGAGCUUAGCUGUUUAAACUAAUGAUCAGUGUAUAUCGGAACUUAUAAACAUGUACCUAAGUAGUAACUUUUAAAAAAGGGUCAAUGUGGUCAUAUAUUAGCUAACUUUUAAGUUUUGCCUUAGUUUCUUAUAUAAGGUCAGUGUGGAGAAGACCGUCUACCCGGAAAGACCGUCUAUUGACAAUAACUUUUGUGUU
Molecule: messenger RNA, 1077 nt
Organism: Leguminivora glycinivorella
Lineage: Eukaryota; Metazoa; Arthropoda; Insecta; Lepidoptera; Tortricidae
Gene: GSTz2
Product: probable maleylacetoacetate isomerase 1
Exons: 5
Coding region: 99-752 (217 amino acids)
Biological process (GO): L-phenylalanine catabolic process; glutathione metabolic process
Cellular component (GO): cytoplasm; mitochondrion
Molecular function (GO): maleylacetoacetate isomerase activity; glutathione transferase activity
Source: RefSeq, a predicted model, not a curated record